ACGUGAACCUGACCGGAAGGUGAAGAAAUUAGUCUUACUAGCUGAUUAUAAUUAUACAAUUGCCUGUUUUAAUCUUGCCUUUAUGCAUGCACUGUACAGCACCGGAGAGAGAUUAGUUGUAGUAAGUAUAUAAUUAUGGGGAAUUAUAGUUAUGGGGAAAUGCACUUAAUUAGCGAAGUAUUAAAAAAGGUAGGACAAGGACACGAGAAAGGAUCAACGCAUUCGUAUUGGAACAACCCCCAGAGGCUGCCCUGUGAAUUUUACCGCGGUAAUUCUUCAGUGCGUUUUCAUCCCUCUCCCGGUAAGUUAACACAAAUAUCUUGCUCUGAUUCUGGCAUGCAAAAUUGUGUUUUGAAGAUCGUGCAUGUUUUAUCUUUAAUAUCAAAAGGGACAGUGAGUGUUUGUCAAUGUUAAGAUUAUUCGCAUUUAUGUAUAUUUAUUUACAAUCAAAAUGGGAUAUUAGCUAGUGCUAGCCAGUCUAGCUAGCUUGCCAGUUUCCCCUUUAGUUUAUUUGAGCGGGCUAAUCUCCUUUUGAGCGGGCUGAUCUCCUCCUGGAAUAUACAAUAGUAGGCCAUCUCAAUUGGCAGAUCCAGGCUAGGGUUUACUUUCCUUUUCAAUAAUACCGUAUCUUACUCGCAAAUCAGUAAUGGAACUUGUAGAUUUUAAAUCAAUUUAAUCAGUGAAGAACAUCUUAAGGUCUGAUCUUUAGAUUAGUUUGCUAUAACCAUGCAGCACACUUUGUAAUCACUUGUUUUUACCUUUCUUUGCAGCUCCAGUACACUUACCUUGUCCCUACACCUUACCUUUGACCUCCCAUACAAAACCCAUCGGCUCUUUUAAGAGCCAAACAUCUCAUCUUUCUCAUCGUUUUGAAAACACCUAGAAUGUCCAAUAACUCGCUAGAAGCGGCACUUCUUCUUGGUGAUGUGUUCCUUAACCAGAUACAGGAACAAAACCAAAUCCCGCCUGCUAAAAAGGGCAAACCAUGUUGCACAACUGUCCAGCGGACGGAAAGGGACAGCAGUGUAAAUGUUGGAAGGCCUCAACGGAAAGGAACCACAAAAUCUUCUGGGAAUGAAAGGCAGGCCUUGAAUCCUGUUUACGACACCAGUGUGGCCACCUUUCAGAAAGAUUUUAUUCUUCAAACAGAGACCGCUUCACUCAUUGAAGAACUGGGGCAUAUUUUAAACAAUGAGCCAGAAGAAUUAUCUUCAGCCAUGACCUGGCAAAAAAGGCAGGCUAUGAGCCAUGAGAGAUGGCAGAUGGCGCGGGAGGCCAUGGUUGGAAAUGUAUUGGCAGCUGAGCAUGUGAAGGACUGCAUCUGCCAACACUGCCAAACUGAAGAGGCUGUUAUAAGGUGCAGAGACUGUCUACCUAGGCAGUAUCUCUGCACCAAAUGUGAUGGAGAAGUUCACCAUCACCUACCUCUCCACAACAGGGACUCCAUGGUUUGUGGGUUUUACAAGCCAUUGAGUCCAACCACUGCAGUCAAGAGGCAUUCAGAGGCCUAUCAUUAUUCUGAGCAGGUCCGACUUCUCCCGGUACUUUUGCCCCAGAGCAUUUGCGUUUGCCCAGCAAGUUCGUGCCGGAUGAUCAGUGGCAAGUCCAUCAUUCUGAUAGGAAUGAAUGGACGCUACAACCUCACCCUUCCAGCUAUGGAGUGCUCCGUCUGUCUGGCAACAUGGGCAGUUGGGCUGAGUGAUCUCCUUAUGUCUGGGUACUGGCCAGCCUCUGUACAUUUUGAGACCGUGUACGAGGCUGGGCUCUUCAGGUCUUUCUUGGACUUAAAGCUUUUGGCUCCAGGAGUCUCACGUCAAGCAUUCCUAGGGAUGCUUGAUCAACGAACUAUGACCUAUGGAAGGAGUGGUAAAAUAUGUGGAGACACAUUCCAAAAAGCUUUCCUAGAGUGGACCUUUGCCCAGCACGAGGUUGAGAGCUUGUGUGGGGUCCAGCCCUUUAAAUGUCCAGCUUGUUGUCCAUCCAUGCAUGCCAUCUCAGUGGAUGGUAAUCGGAAGCUGUACCGAUUUUCUAAUGCUCCAGGGCUACAGAAAGGUUAUUUUGAUGGCAUGUUCAUUGCGGAAGAUGAGCAUGUAUCCUCCUUCGUGGGACAUGUCCAUGAAAAGACAAAACAUACACCAGGUAAAGGGGUUUGUGGCUCCUCAAAAUGGAAAGCGGCCAAGGAGUCAGCCCAGAAGUCGGCCUCAAAGAUCGACGAAGAGGGCCUUGAGAUAGCAGUCUGUCGACAUGGAGGACUUCUCAAGGCCCUCAAUAUGUUCAGAGGGGAAAUAUUUGCCUACCCUCUGUACCUGCAAAGCACCCUCUCUCGGCAAAAUGUCACUUUCUUCUGCUCUGUGAUGCCUGCAAGUACUGGCCAUACUUGAAGAAAGUGGUUGUUGAGUGUCCAGAGCUGAGGCCCCUGCUGAACAUGCGCCCACUGCUGUCCGUAAUGCAUGCCAAAGCACAUGACUGGACAUGUGAGUUGCAGUGGUCUGGAAGAAACCAGGAGGGAGCGGGCCUGACAAUUGGGGAGGAAGUAGAGCAGGUCAACUCUUUUUUGUCCAGGGCUGCAAUUUGCACAAAGUAUAUGUCCAAAGCAGCACGAACGGACAUGCUUACUGUCCUUGCUGUUGCGUGGAACAAACGCAAAUCCGAAAAUAUGGCAAAAUAUUUAACCCAAAGAUACAUCAAGACAGCCAAGAGGAUCAAGGAGGAAAGUGAGAGCCUGGCACGCAUACAGGCAGAGCUCCAUGCCCAGGACAGUGAUGUACAGCAGUGGGUCAGUGAGGUACAGCACUUGGCAUCAGCAACAUGUACAGAAGACAACACUGGUCUUCAGAGCAAGAUAGUGGGUCUUUAUCUAAGCAUAAAGCAAAGGAAACACCAGCUCUACCGCCAAACAGAAAGCAACAAGAGACGCCACAAAAUCCGGGGGAAAAUCUGCGGUGAGAAGGCAGCUUUGGAAGCUGCCAUUGAGGCUUUUAACUUGGAGUCAACGUACCACCUUCCUUCCACGGAUGAAUUGCUCAUGGUAGACAACUACCGCUGGCCAUGGGAAUGCCCUGACACCAGUUUUUCAAGAAGGUGGUCUUUGACGGCAUCAUGAUGCUGUCCAGACUGAGGGAGGAGGAGCAGAUCCUUGUGAGGGAGAUCAAGCAACACUGGGAGUCUUUGAGGGAAGCUGCAGGAGCCCUCAACGAUCUAUCAAAACGCAUCAAAAAUGAGAGUAGUGACCUGGACUUGUCAGAGGAGAGUCGCGGGGGCCUUCUCUGUGUCCUAAAGGCAAAAUGUCGCAAUGUCCUGCAAAAGCAUGCAAGGACAAUGUACCAGCAAGGAGUCUUGGGCCAGGGAACUGACACCAUUGUCCUUGAUGACACCUCAGACGAAAGCGAUGAGGGCAGGCAUGACAGCUCUGACGAGGAAGCGGACACACAGUAAUACACGUACACAAAGUGUAUGAAAAAAAAAACUGAAUAUGUACGUCGUAAAACAAUCACCAGAGCUUAUUCAGAAGGAGGCUUUAACACUUCAGAUUUCAAUACUGUAAAUAACACAUUUAAAAUCAAUCAAGAGUACUCCAAUCCAAGCCUGAUUCUAAAUUGUUCCUCUUUGAACUUAAAAACGCUAUUUGAAAAAUUAAAAAGCUCUUAAAACUUAAAUUUGAUUAAAUCUAUGGUAACACAGAAUAACUAGAGAAAUGAUGUGAUUAUGCUUUCCUAUAGUGAUGUUAGAUUCAUAUUUCAUUUGAGUUAUUUUUUAUAUUUUAUAUUGUGUUCCCCUAUAUACAUUAUUUAUUUAUUGAGGUGUUAAUGCUGUCUUAAAUUUUCUUUAGAUUUGGUAUGUUUAAUCUGACGUAAAUACCUGUUUCAGGUUAAUGAACGUGUAAUUGUUGAACACUGUCUGCAAACUAUGUUGAAAAAAAAAGUGCAUGAGAAGUACAUGCAAUGCAUUUGUUUGUUCAGAAAUUAUUAUUUUUUAUGUAGGUAAUUGG
Molecule: messenger RNA, 3988 nt
Organism: Hypomesus transpacificus
Lineage: Eukaryota; Metazoa; Chordata; Actinopteri; Osmeriformes; Osmeridae
Exons: 17
Coding region: 885-2381 (498 amino acids)
Source: RefSeq, a predicted model, not a curated record